AUGCUAUUCUCUGUCUUUCUUCCCGUUUUUAUCGCUGCUGUCGUGGCCGAUACCACUUCCCAACAGCCCGAGUCAACUCCAGCCCCUGUCAUCGAGCCUAGUGAUCUCUACAGCGCAAUCAACAACUUCACCGUCAACCCUGGCAGCGUCGUGUCCGCUCUCGAGUCAUGGGUCGUUGAAAUAUUCAGCAUUGAGUUUGCAGAAAUCACUUCUUCUGCAGCGUCCGUUUCCUCGUCCUUGGACCUCCUGCUUUCGACCGCUGACGCCGCCAUUUCCACGUCCAUCAAUUCCCAACUCAGUCUGGUCGCAGCCAAUGUCAGCCGUGCAUCUGUUGCGAUGGAAACUGCGCGAGCAAUUGCCAAUCGGACGUUCUCGCCUACGCCUACCCCAAGCACCAGCACUGGUGGCGUAGCGUGUGAGACUGCUGCUGUGGGAAUUGGUGCUCUGGUUGGCGGCAUGGCUAUCUUGGCGUAUCUUUAA
This is a messenger RNA of Diaporthe amygdali, 480 nucleotides long. RefSeq lists its product as uncharacterized. The coding region runs from base 1 to 480 and encodes 159 amino acids. The transcript has 2 exons. Lineage: Eukaryota; Fungi; Ascomycota; Sordariomycetes; Diaporthales; Diaporthaceae. The record is from RefSeq and is a predicted model, not a curated record.